Messenger RNA from Oncorhynchus masou masou (cherry salmon), 1227 nucleotides. Its product is annotated as transmembrane protein 236-like. The transcript has 4 exons. NCBI's taxonomy places the organism in Eukaryota, Metazoa, Chordata, Actinopteri, Salmoniformes, Salmonidae. The coding region runs from base 1 to 1227 and encodes 408 amino acids. The record is from RefSeq and is a predicted model, not a curated record.
AUGGCCUCGGGGAGGACGCUGAAGUUCGCCCUGUGCGAGGUGCUGCAGUUUGUAGGCCUGUGCGUGCCGCUCUUCAUCGUCAUGCAAAGGUUCGCCCUCAUCGUGGCGCGGGUCAAGAGCAUGGCGCAGCCACCUGGCGACGCCAGCACUGCCUACUGGCUCAUCGUGGCCUCCUCCAUCGCCUAUGUCACCUCCACAGCCCUGCUGGUCUGGGUGCCCAUGAAGUACAUGGUGUUUACAAAUAAGAAGUUUCUUGUCGGCAGGAAGAAGUGGAGGCCAGUGGCCCUGGUCUAUGUGAUCCUCUCCACAUUACCCUGCUUUGCCUUUCUCAUUGCCAGCUCAGAGGUGCAGAUCAAUAACAGUAUAAGGCAGGACACGUUCGCAGAGCUCCCCGUGUCGCUGAUGCUCUUCUCCCUCAUCUGCAUCGAUAUCCUGGAGAGGAUCCGCCACUGUCGACUCACUGGACAUGCUAAUGAAUUGGACCGAGAUGCUGAGAUCCCUUCCAAUGUCCUCACACACGUGGAGCACCUACGUGGAACCCCAGUGACACCAGUAAACCCAGCAAACCCUGCGUCACCCGUAACGCCAGCUGUGCCCGGGCAACCUGCACAACCAGGGCAACCUGGUGGUCCAAAUGGGCAGGACCAGAACGGGGCGGGCUCACGACCAGAGGCCAAUGGGACUUUCCAGGGGAUGUCAGGUAACCAGAUACCAGGGAGACAGUUUAGCAUUUCAGGCCUGAGCUCACGCUCGGCACGCUCGGCACGCUCGGCACGUUCGGCACGCUCGGCACACUCUGUCAGCACGUCGGUGGACCAUGGAGUCUCACCAUAUGUGUACACAGGGCCGCUGCAAUUCCUGUGUGCCAGCGAUGCCCGAGCCGAGGUAUUUGUGGAUAGCUUUCUGUUCUGGAUGGACACAGUGGAGAUGGUGAGGGUGGCUGGGCACCCAGCGGUCUACUACUCGGGCUGGGUGUUCCCUAUCUACAUCUUCAGCUACCUGUCGUGCCUGCGGCUGGUGGUCAUGCCCCACAGUCCCCUGCUAUCAUCACUAGGCGUGGCCCUGCAGGAUUUGCCCUUCCUGUUUGUGCGUAUCGGCCUCAUCGCCUUCUUCGGCUUUGUCACGCCCCUCCUCUACCUGAUGAAGAACCUGCUCGUCUGCCUGGCCUUCAUCUACUUCAACUUUAUGACCAAGCUGAGGGUCUUCAACACCGAGAGGAUGUUCUGA